GUUUUCGACGCACUAUUUGUUAUUAAACCAUAUAAAACGUAUAUAUAGCGAGAGAGAUAUCUCGAUAAAAUUAAAUGGAAAUGUUUUACUUAGCACAAUGUAACAUAUUCGGCAGCAAAAUUGAAGGCCUUUACAGUAGAAAUAUUUUUGAAUAUCAAGCGUGUUAUCUAGAUGAACACCUAUAAGCUCACAGCUGCUCGCAACGUUUAAAAUUUCUCAACACAACUCUCAACAAUUGUUUGUUAAGUUUAGUGCCGUCGUUGUUUUUGUUUUGUGGACUUUUUCGCACAACGUGUGUUUUAAGUUUGCGAAUUUCGAUGUUAAUUGGAGAUUAUUAAAUUAGGAUCUUUUUUCAGUGCUUUAAUUUUAGCUGAUCUUCUUCGAACUUCAAUUAGGUAUACAUAUAAAAAAGGAUUUGUUUUGCCUAAUUGUCAAGCAGCAACAACACUUGUGCGAACUUUUAUCCAUUUCCCUUCACUGCGGCUGUAAACAAAUGUUAUACAUGCAAGCGUUUCGUUACAUUGCAUGCCAGUCUUGAUGAAGUUGCUCUGAGCGCAUGCAAUCUAAAAUGGUCGGUCGUGUGCUUAUGCAGCCAAGCGCCUAGGCAAAUUCACACACGCAUAUAUAUAUAUAUAUAUAUACGAGUAUAUACUUAUAUACAUACAUAUAUGCAAGUCAGGAUGCCAUUUUAUGCAUUUAUUUUCAUUCACUUUACGCUUUGUUGGCAUUUCCAUUUUAAUUCUACCGCAAUGUAGCGCACAGCACCAUUCGGCAUAUCCACUAUUCAACACAGUGUUGCAUUUUAUUGGCCACACGGGGGCGUAAAAUGCACAAAAUACCUUUAAAGCGUUAGCUGCAGCUGUAAAUGCUAGCCAUAGAUACGUGCUGUGCGUUUCCAAUACAAAACAAAAAAACAAAAAAGCAUGCAGUCACAUACAUAAUCAACACUCACAUACACACACGCAUGCGAAUGUAAUAAAUUCCAAUGCAAUUGACCUAAAAGGAUUUGUUGCUGCUCCACAGGCUUCCGGCGUUGUUCUGUUGGCAAUAAAAUGCCCGUGGACAGCAAUCGAGCUCAGUCGGUGAGUUCUGCCUGGCUUUGUAUGAAAGGUUUGGUUGUAUCUACUGCAAAUUGAGCUGGUGAGCUAACGGCAGGAAGAGUUUUAAGACUGGAAAUGGACGCAACUGCAAAAGUUACCAAAAAACUACAUUUUUGCGGUUUGAAUCAAUAUUUAUUAGUGAGACUCUAUUAUUACUUCCUUGGAAUGGAAAGUAUGCCUGCACAUUGAAGCAAAAGAGGAGGCUUUAUUUUACGAUGUAAUCCUAAAAUCGAAAACUAAAUUGAACUGAAACUUGCGUUUUGACGGAUCGGAGGUUAUAAAGUAGGCGUUUUAAAUCUAAUCGGCAAUUAAUUUGGUACAGUUCGGAACGAACUAAGGGAGCCUUUAAGGAUCUAUCCAACUUCGAUCAACGGUUAAAAAUCUAUAUUUUCAAUCCCUAGGGCAAAAUUAUAUUGCUAGUAUUCGAACAACAAUCCAAGAUUCCACAAACUGACAAAUGAGCAUUUUAACGUUGAAGCCAAUAAAAAAUGAAGAGUGUAAAUUAAAAACUGCAGAAAUGUAAACUUCUUUGACCAGUAACUUCUCUUUCUUGUUGCAAACUGAACAAUUCUGCAUCAGGUAGGCUUAUAACACAAUUUACGGACAUUAAUUUAAUAUAAAAUAAGAUGUAAUAUCUAAUUUCAUUCCACUUUUUUUAAUUUGAAACGAAUUUAAUUUUAUUAAUUUCUCCAAAUUGUUAAUAGUAGAUGCAAUUCUAUUAGUAUUCUUAAACACCUUACUAUUUCAAUAUUUCAAUCUACUACCUUCGUUUGACAGCAAACAGCUGUUUGUGAUUUGACAACCCACUCGUGCAGCAACGCAUUGCACUAUUUACGUAAAAAUCUAACUCUAAUUGCGGCAUUUAAUAUUUUCACACAACUUUCUUAAAUAAUUUAUGAAAUAAGAGUAACUUUAAAAUGAAUCAAGCCGACGUUAGUAAACUGAUGUCGCAAUUGCGUAUUGCUGUUAAACCACAUCGCAAUCUACGUAAUCCAGAUGGUCCGGAGGGUCGUUUAUUGAAACUACGCAAAACAGUGACGGCGCUAGUGAAGCAUGAGCGCAUAGAAUUAUACUACAAUAGAGCUGAUGAAGCGCGCGGCUAUGCUGAAUUGCUAAUUUCCAAUGCGAUACGUUAUGGCGAUCGUCAUAAAGCCACAAUGGAAUUGGCGGAUUAUUGGUUGCUCGAAAAACAAUUGGUGCAUAAACUUUUCAAAGUACUAGUGCCACGGUUGGAGAACUGUAAUGUAUCGUAUACCCGCAUGUACAAAGCACCUCGUGAUUACCCCGGCAUGUAUUAUAGAAAAUCGGUGCUGGAAUUGCGUGGCAAUCCAUACCCAUCGUUAUUGCCUGAUUAUAUAAACAAUCGUAAUUUAAUACAUAAUGUUUUAUUAGAUGAAGCGCGAAAGGAUUACAAACGUGAAAAAUUAGCAGAACUAGCUGAUAAAAUAGCGUCUGAGUCGGCGGUGAAUGCUAAAAAAGUUAAGAGUGAAGGUGAGGCGAAAGACGCAGAAAAUGUUGAGAAAGUAUAAAAAAUUGUGCUUUCAUCAUUCGUUUACUAAUAUAAUUGUUAAAUUAAUAAAAGUAAUUUAAUAUUGAACAAA
Messenger RNA from Bactrocera oleae (olive fruit fly), 2701 nucleotides. The record is from RefSeq and is a predicted model, not a curated record. NCBI's taxonomy places the organism in Eukaryota, Metazoa, Arthropoda, Insecta, Diptera, Tephritidae.